AUGUCCUUGACCAUGCUCGUAGCGAGGGCCGAACGCAGCGGCGUCGUGCCCCAACCCCUCAUCGAACAGCUCAACGCCAACGGCUCCACCGAUCUCAAGAAGAUCUGGAUUACCCUUGCCGCCUUCUCCGCCCUUUCUCUCUUCACCCUCAUCUCUUUCCAGAUUCUUCGUCCUAACAACAAGAUCGUCUAUGCACCCAGAUACAAGUAUGCCGAAGAUGGUAGGGCUCCACCCAAGGCGUCCGAAAGCUUCUUCGGCUGGCUUCCACCCAUUCUCAAGUACAAGGAACACGAUCUCUUGCCUCUCAUCGGUCUCGACGGUGUCACUUUCUUACGUUUCAUCCGCAUGAUGCGUUGGAUGCUCACCACGCUCGCCCUUCUUAUGUCGCUCGUCCUCAUGCCAGUCGAUAUUGCUUACAACUCGCGCAACGGCGGCAGCAACCUUGUCACCAAUAAGCUCAACUAUAUCAACAUGUCCAAUGUUCACGGCACCUACAUGUGGGCCCACGUCGGCAUGAGCUACGUCGGUACCAUCGUGGCCCUCUCCUUCAUCUGGUACCACUAUCGCGAGAUGGUCCGUUUACGUUGGGCUUACUUCCGAUCCGAGGAAUACCAGACCAGCUUCCACGCCCGAACCUUGAUGCUCACCGACGUCAAGAAGCGCUACCAGGCCGAUGACGCGCUCGGUGCCGUCUUGUCCGAGCUGAGGAUGCCUUAUCCUACCACCGAAGUCCACAUCGGUCGUCGCGUUGGAGUCCUGCCAGAUCUCAUAGAAAAGCACAACGACCUUGUUCGCCAACUCGAACGCGUCCUCGCCAAGUAUCUCAAGAAUCCCAACCAGCUUCCCGCCAAGCGUCCCACCAAGACCAUCGGUGGCUUUUUGCGUAUUGGCGGUGAAAAGGUGGAUGCCAUCGACUACCUCACCAAUCAGAUCAACCGCGUCGAAGCUGCUGUCAUGCAUCAGCGCCAGACCAUCCGCCAAAAGCAGCCCGAGAUGUACGGUUUCGCCUCUCUUGCCGCUGUGCCCUACGCUCACGCCGCUGCCAAAGUGCUCAGGGGUAAGAAGCCCGGAGGAAUGCGCAUCCGCCUAGCUCCACCCCCGACUGGUAUCAUCUGGCAGAACUUGACCCGAUCUCGUUCCAGUCGUGCCAAGUCGAGCUUCUUCGGUUUUCUCAUGCUACUUGUCCUCUUCUUCAUGAACACCGUCCCGCUUAUCGCUGUUUCGCUGCUGUCCAACAUGGCAGGUCUCACCAGCAUCUCAUGGCUUGGCUGGCUCAAGGAUUGGCAAGGCAAGAGCUCCUUCACCUUUGCUGCCGUCUCCGGUCUUGGUGCUCCUAUCAUCAUGGGUCUCGCCGGUUUCUUCUUCCCCUUGGCAAUGCGCAGGAUCGCAAAGUACCGAGGUGUUCAGACACGCUACAAGCUCGACCGUCUCCUCAUCGGCCAGUACUUUGGCUUCCUCGUUAUCUCGCAAUUCCUCUUCUUCUCGUUGAUCGGUGUCGUGCUCUCACUCGUCUCGCAGCUUGUCGUCGAGAUCAACCACAACAGCGCACUUAACAUCAUCGAGAAACUCGGUCGUAAUGCCGCCUACGCUGCCAAACAGCAGUACCUCAACCAAUCCAACUAUUGGCUCACCUGGUUGCCGCUGCGAGGCUACCUCGCCGUGUUCGAUUUGGCUCAGGUGAUCAAGCUGCUUCUCGUCUGGAUUCAGAAGGUCUUCUUCGGUCGAACGCCGCGUGAUGUACGCGAGUACACCAAGCCACCCGUCUUUGACUACUGGAUCUACUAUGCCAACUUUCUCUUCAUGGCUGCCGUCGCCAUGAUUUAUGCUCCUCUCGCGCCUUUGGUUGUCAUCUUCUCCGCCGUCGUCUUCUGGGCCAAUUCGUUGAUCUACAAGUAUCAGCUCAUGUACGUGUUUGUCACCAAGCACGAGACCGGUGGUAUGCUGUGGCGACCCAUCAUCAACCGCUUGCUCGUUUGCAUUGGCUUCAUGCAGAUCAUCUUGAUCCUUGCCGUGGUGCUCGACACGCUCAACUACUAUCAGGCCAUCGCUGCGCUUCCACCCAUCCUGAUGCUGAUCGCCUUUAAGAUCUACUGCCGUCGCACGUUCGAUAGCCGCUUUGACUGGUACAUUCCCAACGAGGCCGAGAUCGCCACUUCCAAGAUUCAUGCCGGCGAUGCGCGCCACAACCGUUUGCAGCGUCGUUUCGGCCACCCUACACUUCAUUCGAAGCUUUUUACGCCAAUGGUACACGCCAAGGUCAAGCAUCUGCUUCCUCAAGUGUACAAGGGCCGUCUAGAUACCAGCACAGCUGUUGUCGACGGUCGAAAGGUCGAGACCGAGCAGGUGGCUGGUGGACUCAAGAUCGCUGCCAUCGAAGAGGAUCAGCUCGAGUACGAUCCUUCAAAGGACUCGGACGCGCGCUCCGUCAUGUCUGGCACUACGCUUGGCGGCAUGUCGAUGGUCAAAGGCGGAGUUGGUGUCGGCACGCCCGGCAGCAUGGGUGGACCUCAGGGAGACUACUUCCGAGAUCAGUACGCAAACUACAUGGCUGGUGGACCCAUGCAUGGCAACGAAGAGUUUGAGAUGUCCAACGUCACAGCUCGUGACAGCCGCGAUAACUUGCUCGAGAAGCAACAGCCAAGCGUCUACAGCGAAUCACUGGAAGGUACCCUUGCCGGGACCACGUAUGGUGGCAAGUCUUCGCCCGAGGCUGGUUAUGGUGCUCACGGUGCUCACGGUCACAACGGAGGCUACUCGACCCACUCGACCCCUGCUUACGAGUCCACGCUGCCCCAGCAAGCAGGCUACGUUGACCCCUACGGACAGAACGGACAGACAUACGCACCACGCAUGGGUCUCAAUCACAGCGCACAGGAUAGUCAGACGAGCUUAGGAUCCUAUGGCAAUCUGCUUUACGGCGGCAAUGCACCGACUGCUGCUCCUGGAGCGUACGACGCUCAUGGUCCGCAAAGUGCUUACGGUGGCGGACGAAUGGCGACACCAGCUGAAGCACAGCAGAUCUCGCCUGGCACCGUGAUCGCGCCCACCGCCACACAAUACCAGGUAGGUGGCUACACGGCAUCGCCCCCGCAAGCUCAACAGCCUCAGCGAUACAUGGGAGCCCCACCUAGUCGUCAGGCAUCGGCCGACUAUCCCUACCAGCAGCCAAUGGGCGGCUACGGACAAGCGCAGCAGCAUGCACCAGCAUACCAAGCUCACCCACAACAGCAGCGGCCCCCACAACAGAUGGGUGGUCAGCCGCGACAGCCUUACGCACCUGGUCAACAGCCAAAUGGAGCUAGCUACUACUCGCCACCUCACGGUCCGCAACAAGGUGGUCCUAACGGCUACCAGCGCUGA
Ustilago hordei is the source of this 3360-nucleotide messenger RNA. RefSeq lists its product as uncharacterized. Gene Ontology annotation, cellular component: plasma membrane. The coding region runs from base 1 to 3360 and encodes 1119 amino acids. Gene Ontology annotation, molecular function: calcium-activated cation channel activity. The transcript has a single exon. The record is from RefSeq and is a predicted model, not a curated record. Lineage: Eukaryota; Fungi; Basidiomycota; Ustilaginomycetes; Ustilaginales; Ustilaginaceae.